AUGGCAUUCAUCGCAUUUCCACAGCAUGCCAAGAGCCUGGAUCUUUCGACCGGCCACCACUACAACUAUAUUCACAUUCAAGCCCCCUCACAAAUCAAACCAACCAUCCUCUUCUUACAUGGGUUUCCCUCCUCAUCCUACGACUGGAGACAUCAAAUCACUCACUUCCAAUCCAGCGGAUACGGCAUCAUUGCACCCGAUCUUCUAGGAUACGGUGGAACCAGCAAGCCCGAUGCCCCGGAAAAGUACAAGGCCAAAUUGAUGACAGCGGAGAUUAUCGAGAUCCUCGAUCAUGAGCAUCUGAAUAAAGUCCACGGUGUUGCACAUGAUACCGGUAGUUUGUUGCUUUCACGACUGGCAAAUUACCAUCCCGAACGGCUACUGUCAUGUACUUUUAUAUCGGUGCCCUACAGCAAACCCGGCGAACAUUUUGAUCUGGAUGCCAUUAAUGCAAUGACGAAGAGUGUCCACGGCCAAGAGCAAUUUGGCUAUCUGAAGUUUUUUGUCAGGGAUGAUGCAGGAGACAUUAUCAAUCAGCACGUCGACUCGUUCAUCGAUAUUUUGUACCCCGCAGAUGUGUCUUUGUGGAAUGACCAUUUCGGUCCCCUGGGUGCUCUCGAGGCCUGGCUCUUGGCCGACAGUCGAGGACCUAAAGCUCCGUAUAUGACAGGCGACGAAAGGGAGAUUCACUGUCAAAUAAUGCACGGGAAUUACGGCUCAGCUUUAAAGUGGUACCACGCUUUAGUCAACAAUCUUAACGUCGAGGAUGAGAAAGCCUCUGAGCUCUCAGCAAAGCUGUCGGUGCCGGUUUUGAUGUUGGCUCCCGCGCAGAGCGAGAGAGAGAACACAGCCAUGGACGCAACAGCCUGCGAGGAAGCGGCCUUAUUCUCUGCGAAGAACAUGGGAGCUAACGGUCACUGGUUACAGCUAGAGGCAAGAGAUGAAGUCAAUAGUGCGCUUCAAGAAUUCUGGGAAUCGUUCUGA
Penicillium diatomitis is the source of this 984-nucleotide messenger RNA. Its product is annotated as alpha/beta fold hydrolase. NCBI's taxonomy places the organism in Eukaryota, Fungi, Ascomycota, Eurotiomycetes, Eurotiales, Aspergillaceae. The record is from RefSeq and is a predicted model, not a curated record. Gene Ontology annotation, molecular function: catalytic activity. The transcript has 2 exons. Bases 1 to 984 code for a protein of 327 amino acids.